Loxodonta africana (African savanna elephant) is the source of this 1701-nucleotide messenger RNA. Its product is annotated as basic proline-rich protein-like. The coding region runs from base 1 to 1701 and encodes 566 amino acids. Lineage: Eukaryota; Metazoa; Chordata; Mammalia; Proboscidea; Elephantidae. The transcript has 3 exons. The record is from RefSeq and is a predicted model, not a curated record.
AUGGCCUGCGAGGACCACCCCUAUAUCCGCACCUCCCACCGCACCCACGAGGAACACCCAUAUUCAGACCCCUCCCCCAUACCUGUCUCCCCACCAGCCCACAGAGAACACCCCUAUAGCCGCCACUCCAACCUCUCUCAUGGGGACAACCCCAUAUUUGCCCCCCCACCUGCCCGCGGGGACCACCCCCCAUAUCCCCCCUCCUCCCACCUGCCCGCGGGGACCACCCCCAUAUCCGCCCUCCUCCCACCUGCCCGCGGGGACCACCCCCCAUAUCCCCCCUCCUCCCACCUGCCCGCGGGGACCACCCCCCAUAUCCGCCCUCCUCCCACCUGCCCGCGGGGACCACCCCCAUAUCCGCCCUCCUCCCACCUGCCCGCGAGGACCAGCCCCCCAUAUCCCCCCUCCUCCCACCUGCCCGCGGGGACCACCCCCCAUAUCCGCCCUCCUCCCACCUGCCCGCGGGGACCACCCCCAUAUCCGCCCUCCUCCCACCUGCCCGCGGGGACCACCCCCAUAUCCGCCCUCCUCCCACCUGCCCGCGGGGACCACCCCCCACAUCCCCCCCUCCCACCUGCCCGCGGGGACCACCCCCCCAUAUCCCCCCUCCUCCCACCUGCCCGCGGGGACCACCCCCCCACAUCCCCCCUCCUCCCACCUGCCCGCGGGGACCACCCCCAUAUCCGCCCUCCUCCCACCUGCCCGCGGGGACCACCCCCCCAUAUCCGCCCUCCUCCCACGUGCCCGCGGGGACCACCCCCCAUAUCCCCCCUCCUCCCACCUGCCCGCGGGGACCACCCCCAUAUCCGCCCUCCUCCCACCUGCCCGCGGGGACCACCCCCCACAUCCCCCCUCCUCCCACCUGCCCGCGGGGACCACCCCCCAUAUCCCCCCUCCUCCCACCUGCCCGCGGGGACCACCCCCAUAUCCGCCCUCCUCCCACCUGCCCGCGGGGACCACCCCCCCACAUCCCCCCUCCUCCCACCUGCCCGCGGGGACCACCCCCCCACAUCCCCCCUCCUCCCACCUGCCCGCGGGGACCACCCCCAUAUCCGCCCUCCUCCCACCUGCCCGCGGGGACCACCCCCCACAUCCCCCCUCCUCCCACCUGCCCGCGGGGACCACCCCCCAUAUCCCCCCUCCUCCCACCUGCCCGCGGGGACCACCCCCAUAUCCGCCCUCCUCCCACCUGCCCGCGGGGACCACCCCCCCAUAUCCGCCCUCCUCCCACGUGCCCACGGGGACCACCCCCCAUAUCCCCCCUCCUCCCACCUGCCCGCGGGGACCACCCCCAUAUCCGCCCUCCUCCCACCUGCCCGCGGGGACCACCCCCAUAUCCGCCCUCCUCCCACCUGCCCGCGGGGACCACCCCCAUAUCCGCCCUCCUCCCACCUGCCCGCGGGGACCACCCCCCCAUAUCCGCCCUCCUCCCACGUGCCCGCGGGGACCACCCCCCAUAUCCCCCCUCCUCCCACCUGCCCGCGGGGACCACCCCCAUAUCCGCCCUCCUCCCACCUGCCCGCGGGGACCACCCCCAUAUCCGCCCUCCUCCCACCUGCCCGCGGGGACCACCCCCAUAUCCGCCCCUCAGCCGCGCCCGCAGGGCCCCCGCCCACAUCCGGACCGACAGAGACGCCCAUCCCCACCCCUGUCCUUCCCCCAGCCCAUAACCCCGCCCACUGCAUGCCCGGAACUUGUUGA